Molecule: messenger RNA, 1026 nt
Organism: Aphis gossypii (cotton aphid)
Lineage: Eukaryota; Metazoa; Arthropoda; Insecta; Hemiptera; Aphididae
Source: RefSeq, a predicted model, not a curated record
AUGGAUUUGGCAGUGUUUAAAUCGGUGAAGACCACAUGGGACCAACGUUUAUGCACCUGGAAUAGACAUCACUAUGGACAAAAGUUACCAAAACAAGAAUUGUCAAGGAUUAUAUGCAAUAUCUGGGCAACUCUAGACAAACAAAUUAUAAAAAAUGGAUUUAAAAAAGCAGGAAUUUAUCCUUAUAACUAUAAUGCAAUUGAUUCAACACAGUUUGAUCCUUUAAGUCUUUCCAGAUGGAAUUUAAGAAAUACAGUUGAAAAUAAUAACCAAACUGAUAUUAAUCAGCCAUCAACCUCUGAAGAAUCUGCAAAUAAUACACCUGAACAAUCUACUAAUAAUACAACUGCACAAUUUACAGAUAUUAAUACAUUUGAAGAAAUGUUACUAAAUUCCAUGAAGCAAAUCCCUAUUGAAAAUACAAAAAGAAGACAAGUAUCUAGUGGAGCCUCAGUUAUCACAUCUGAAGAAGCAAUUACUAUUUUAAGAGAAAAAGACUUAGAAAAGAGCAAACCAAAAAAUAAUAAAAGAAAGAAACAAGCUGAUGAAGUCCCAGUCAAUGAAACCCAUAUUGCAGACAUAAAUACAGAAUAUAUAAUUGAACAAAAUUUGGAUUCAUUUGAUGAAGACUUGGAUCUAAAUUUUUCAUUAGUUAGUGAAGAUAAUGAUUUAUUGAAUGAACUGCAAAGAGAAGAAGAAAAUUUAGCUGAUGAACGCUAUCUAUUUCGCACAACAAAUAUUGGAGAUUGGAUAUUAGUAAAUAUUGUAAAAGAGAAAUCUUCAAAUGUGAAGCAUUAUGUUGGUAUUAUUAAAGAAAUUAGUGAUGAUAAUAAUAUGCUUAAAGUCAGAUUUGUCAAGUUAAAAUCUGAAGACAAAAACUCUACCACAUUCGUCUAUCCAAUUGCUGAUGAUAUUGAUAAUGUUUCUGACUCAAAUGUUGUUUGUUGUUUACCUCAGCCUACAGUGGGUAGAAGAUCUCAACUUAUAUUUGGAAUUACAUUUAGUCAAUAUAACCUAAAAAAGUAA